Molecule: messenger RNA, 8314 nt
Organism: Anopheles bellator
Lineage: Eukaryota; Metazoa; Arthropoda; Insecta; Diptera; Culicidae
Gene: psq
Product: AF4/FMR2 family member lilli
Exons: 9
Coding region: 1-3306 (1101 amino acids)
Biological process (GO): regulation of transcription by RNA polymerase II
Cellular component (GO): nucleus
Molecular function (GO): DNA binding; protein binding
Source: RefSeq, a predicted model, not a curated record
AUGGAUACCAAAGCGACGUCCAACGCGGGCCCCACGGCAACGCACCUCCCGUCGGCCACUUACCCGGCGACCUCUCCGUACGCGAAGGCGGGCCGUUCUUCGCAUCAGUAUUUUAGUUUAAGAUGGAACAACUAUCAGUCGAACAUGACGUCCGUGUUUCACGAGCUGCUCGAGUCGCAGUCGUUCGUCGACGUGACGCUGGCCUGUGAAUAUAAUUCACUGAAGGCGCACAAGGUGGUUUUGUCUGCAUGUUCGGCGUAUUUUCAAAAAAUACUGCUCGACAACCCGUGCAAACAUCCCACGAUCAUCCUGCCGGCGGACAUCUGUUUCUCCGAUCUGCAGUUCAUCAUAGAGUUCGUGUAUCGCGGCGAGAUCGACGUGUCGGAGGCGGAACUGCAGAGCCUACUACGGACUGCAGAACAAUUAAAAAUCAAGGGCCUAUGUGAGGUAGGCGAACCACAGUACGAGCAGGACUACUCGCCCGCGGUCAAGCGCUACAAACCGUAUCGAUCGCGUUCGCCCCCGGAUAACCGGAACCAUCACCACCAGCAACCUCCUCCUCCACCUCCACCGCCCGGAUCGGGAUCGUACGGUGGCGGCGGCAGCAGCAACAGCGGUGGUGGAGCAUCUGCCGCUGGUGGUCGAUCGGGCGGAGGAUCGCACGGUAACGGUAGCCACAGUUCCACGUCGUCUUCGCAGGCGUCCUCCGGGUACAGUGAAAACGGCAAAAGUUGUGGCAGCAAGGGACGAAGCUAUCUCCACCAUCACCUCCACCCGCCCCAUCUGCAUUCACACCUGCUGCAGCAGCACGGUGGUGAAGCGGGUGGAUCAACGCCUUCCCCGUCCGCGGCCGGAGCAUCGAGUACUACCAGCAGUAGCCGCCUAAGGGAGGACGAUGGAUCGCCGUCCGCUGUAGUAGUGGUAGAAUCGCACGACCUCACCACCACCAGCAGCAACACGCGGAGUUCUGCUGCCAAGAAUAAACACUACCUUCCUCACCUGCAUCAUCAUCAUCAUCACCUGCCGCAGCAUCAUCAUCAUUCACAGCACCAGCACUCGAUUGCCAGCAAAAUGGCCAGUCUAGGCAUGGGCGUUGGAAUAAAUGGUUCCGUUAUGGGCGUACCGAUGGGUUACUUGGAUUUUGCACCGGAACCACCAGCACCCACGGCGACACCGGUGACAGAACAUGUGGACAUUAAUUGUGCGCCUAGCCACGAUACCCGUGAUCUGUCCAGUAAGUAUUCUGUGCCAAACGAUGGUGAUUUACGAGUGAAAUUCGAAACGUUACGUUCACUAGAUCAUCCCCCGAACGCAGUUCAACUGGACAAUCAGGUCGUCAGCCAUCAGCAGCUGCACCACCAGCAGCAGCAGGUGCAACAGCAACAGCAAUUGUUGCACCAACAGCAUUUACUGCAGCAGCAGCAGCAACAACAACAAGCGGCGGCAGUGGCAGCGGCGGCCGCAGCAGCGGCGCAUCGGCAAACGCCGCAGCCUCCGGCGCAGCAGCCACAGAAUGACCACCGGCAUUCGCCACCACACAUGCAGCAACAACAACAGCAGCAGCACGUAAUGUUGAUGGAUCCCCAGCAACAGCAGCACCAUCCGACCACUCACAGCCCUGCAUCGAGUGUAUCGUCCUCAUCUUCCAGUCAGCAUCCUGAGAACUUGGUAACAGGCGGUGGUGGCGGAGGGGCAGCUGUAGGGGCGACGAGCGUCGCACAGAGCGCCGCCGCCAGUAGCAAUGGUAGCAAUGGAGGCGAGGAGCUGCUGAAACCGAGACUGAACUUAAAACAGGAAAUCAUAAACGAUGCCGAGCAGCAGCAACAGACGAUGGAGGUCGAGCAGGAUCAGUCAUCGAUGCACGGCAGCAGUGGCAUGGUGGUGACACCGGAAAUCUCCGGCAUUAUGAACCAAAGCCAGAUGAGCGAUAUGUAUCAAUCGGAUGCCAGCGAGGAUUCCAAGGCGGGCAUUUUGGACGGGUCCUCGAUCCAGUACACCAAUCUCACCAGUCCGAACGAGGCGAAAACUCCUACCGGACCCAAGACGUGGACCGCCGAGGAUAUGGAGUCGGCGCUGGAAGCGUUGCGCACUCACAACAUGAGCUUGACCAAGGCUUCCGCAACGUACGGCAUUCCAUCGACUACACUCUGGCAGCGUGCCCAUCGACUCGGUAUCGAUACGCCCAAGAAGGAGGGUCCGUCGAAGACGUGGAACGAAGAUUCUCUUAACAAUGCCCUGGAAGCACUGCGCACGGGGACGAUCUCGGCCAACAAGGCCUCGAAAGCGUUCGGCAUUCCGUCGUCCACACUCUACAAGAUUGCGCGCCGCGAAGGCAUACGGCUGGCGGCACCGUUCAACGCGGCGCCCACCACCUGGUCCGCGGAGGAUCUAGACCGUGCCUUGGAAGCGAUUCGCGCCGGACAGACGUCGGUGCAGAAGGCGAGUACCGAGUUUGGCAUUCCGACCGGCACACUGUACGGGCGGUGCAAGCGCGAAGGGAUCGAGCUUUCGCGCUCCAACCCCACGCCCUGGUCGGAGGACGCGAUGAUGGAAGCCUUAGAAUCAGUCAAACAGGGACACAUGUCGAUCAAUCAAGCCGCCAUCCACUAUAACCUGCCGUACAGCUCGCUGUACGGUCGAUUCAAGCGUGGCAAGUACGAUACGCCGAGCUCGGGUGGUGGUGGCAGUGGCGGUGGCGGCGGUGGUGGCAGUUCGUCAAACGCUGCUGCUGCUGCUGCUGCUACCGGUGCCGGUGCCGGUGCCGGAGGAAACAGCAACGUCGGUGGUAGUCCCCAGAUGGAGUUUAAAAUAGAACCACAGCAUAAUGAUCAUAGUCCAGAGAAUACGCAACAUUACAAUCCUGCACUGUCGGCAUCAUCGACGCCAACGAGCAAUGCUCCAACGCAACAGCAGCAGCAGCAGCAGCAGCAGCAGCAGCAACAACAACAACAGCAGCAGCAGCAACAGCAGCAACAGCAACAGCAGCAACAGCAGCAGCAACAACAGCAGCAACUCUCCCACCAUUUAGUCCAAUCGGCGCCAACACCUGUCCCGAUCAUUAUCGAUCCCGCACAUCACCAUAUUCCGCAUCCACAUCAGCAGAUCCACCAACAGCAGCAGCAGCAGGUGGUCGCUCAGCAUCAGCAGCAGCACCACCACUUGCAUCAUCAGCCACAGCUGAUUCAGCAUCACAUCAUUCCGCAGCAGCAUCACAUAAUCUACCAACAACCGCUGCAACCGAUUCAACAGCAGCCCCAGUACCACCCGAUGUACCACAUAAUCAAGCAGGAGAACGACAGAAGUUGAAAGCACCGGCGUCCGCGUCAUCGCUACAGCCAACACCACGAUCACUAUCAUCAGCAGCAGCAGCAACAGCAUCACUACGAUGACGGCACGAUUGACGCAAGGACUGAUCAAUAGUCAAUCCACAAUCAUUAACACAGAAAAGUACGGAGAGGAUUCACAAGUACAGUACGGAUUACAUUGGUUCCCGGUGCUUCCGAUAGCUCGAUUAUUCUGCUGAUCCCAUUCGACGUUCGACGUUCGACGUUCUGUUUUCGUGAUAGUUGGUACAGCCACCUUCAUACGUAUCUUCCAGACCUGAUAAGUUUUGGCGUGAGCUCCGGUGCCCUGGUCCGAGCACUACAUAAACCACAGAACAAAUGCAGACGGGAAAUUUUUUCGCAAAGUACGUCACGUCACGAACGUUCUGUUACUGUCCUCAUCACAGCGCUAACUAAACCUGUCCGAGGGCAGUGUUCGAUCAAAAAUGUGUAAAGAAAACGCGGCUAAUUUAAAGGUCUCUCUAUCUCUAGCGUGAGUUACAAACCCCACACAAAGUGUUCGGAUCGGACAAAAACUAACGUGUGUGUUGGCUUGAAGUUUAGUUAUUUUUAGUAAACCGUGCAACUUACUAAACAUCUUCUCUCCGUUCAUGGAUGUGGAUAAACGAAAGGUGUGUGAUGCGUAGUCGAAACGGAUUGAUAGAAGCGUUGGAAAAGAGGGGGGCUCUAGGAGUAAUACUGAUACAGGACAGGACACACGGCUGGCUAACACAUGAGUUGAACACUAGUAAAAUAAAGCCCCCCCAAACCCGAUGUGUGGCAGCGCGCCGCGUUCAGUAAUAAAAUCGAAACUGUGCGGCAGAUUGUUGACCAAACUGUUGGCGGCCAACAGACAAAAGUACUGUACAGUAAAGUUGAAAAAUUGCUUCCUCUCCCGUGGCGUCGUCGCUAGCGUAACACUGGGUUUAGAUUUCUGGCCGAUUCGUACUACGAACGUCGUUGCAGUUGCCAAACCAUGAACCACCCCCGCGGUGGUACUACACAAAUGCGUCUGGUUGUUGUGAAGUCUGGAGCGAGAUAAACAAUGCAGGAGAGAUGCGUAAAAUGGAGGUCCGCCUAAAGACAUUGAAAUGUGACUUAUCGUUUGCAGAUAGAGAGAAAGCAUUUACCUUCCGUAUUAUAGGCUACAAAUGGUUUAUUUUUCAUUUUCUUCGGAUGCUCGUUUGUUGUUAAAAGUCUGAAGCGACCGUUUUUAGACGCCCGCGCGCCAAUUUAGUUGUGUGUUGUCAACAGCUCUCAACAGCGACACAUACACUUCAUCCGAAGCUUGUGGUAACACGCUACAGUGACUAUCCAAAUAUAAUAAAAAUGACUGAACCAUUGACAUGAUUACUUUUACACCUAUUAGUUAUGUUAAAAACAUGUCAAAGAUUAAUCUCAACAGAGGUGUAUGUCAGCCGUUGUUGCAGACAGUCCAACGCGUUGAUUCUAGCGCGCAUUGCCCGUGACUCUUUCACUUAGUGUGUGCGUCCGUAACGGUUGACGCAGGGUUUUUGGUAAGACGCGUAAUCGCAGUCUUUGAAAGAAUUAAUAAUAGUUUUUUCUGUAGAAUAUUUCAGAGCAUAAGAAGCUCUAUGCGUUAAAAGCUGGACGCAGAAUUUAUACAAAACUUAUGUUCCCGAUAGAAGUGAUUAUCGAUUGACCACAUCUUGUUGGUGUUAUCUUAUUUCUGUUUGCGCUACACAACACGUUGACCGGGCACGCCUAAUAACAACCCCCGAGAUGAUGCUAACGGAAGCAAACCUCAACAAAAUGUGACAAAAACAACAUUAUUAUCUCAGUAGUUAUAUUAAAUUUGCUCUUACGGUUAAAUUUAUCUUUACAAAUAUGUAUUGAGUUAUUAUUAAUCCUUCUCUUUUCAUAGUUAUUAUUACUAUUAUUAUCAUUGCAAUUAUUGCUACAAUUAUCUUCCAUCAAAAAAGCGAAAGCGAAUCGAAAUGCGCUUGCGGAGGAGAGAAAGAGGAUUCAUUGAGAUUAGGAUGUGGACGACGGGGGUGGGCGUUCAAAACGUUGCCACAUCAAUACUUCCGAAUUGAAGCAUAAACAAAUGCGCGCGUGCCACGGGUGCGGCAUUACAUCUAACAUGUAUACAAGAAUGAGUUAUGGUGAUAUGAAUUUUAGUAGUCGGAUGAGUCGUGAAUGAAUAAGAUUUCAGAAUGGCAAAACCACCCUCCAUUGAUUGAUUGUGUAGUGCAAGGUACUCCCUGCAGAUCGAAGUACGAUUUAGAAACAUCACACAAAAAAGUAUUAAGAAUCACGAUUAGUGGGCGCAGAAAGCGCGAUCUGAGUGCGAUCUGGUUUAGUGGAACCUCUCUUUUCGUUGUGAACAGUUCCUCUUUGAGAAACAAUGCGAAUAGCGGUGGGCAACUCACGAAGAAUAACAGCCAAUACGUAGAUAUUCAGGUACUCUACGGUGGACACACGUAAUCAGGCCCGAAAGCAGCAAAUAAUAAUUUUUAAUAUAUUUUUUAAAAUUAUGUGUGUUUCUUUUUUGUUAUCUCGUUCGAGUAUCACGAAUUCAAAUAUGUGUUAGUUUCUUCGCCUGAUGGGUUCACUUGUUGUGUUGACUAGUUCUGUAAUGCGCUACAUCGAAUUCCAUUUUUGGCGUUUCUUAUUCUUUUAUUGUUGCAGUCAAUUUUAUUACUGCUCACGUUUCGCUGGGUGUUUUUCUUGGGUUUCUAUUCAAUAGCUCAGUUCGAUGUGGCUACGAGGGAGACCUAUAAACGAUGAUCAGCAGCAGCCGUCUCGCUUUCAGCAUUUUAUGUUUCGCACAUAAUUUCUGCUCUUUGCUGGCGUAGUGAGGAGCUAUCGAGAGAAAGAAACUAGCUGCAUUUAAUCGAGCUGAUUGGGUUUCGAUAGCGGUACGGUUGAAUCUAGGCCUGUGGGGGAACUAAGAAAAAGAUUGAACGAGCAUCGUGAGAAAAACCAUACAGGGAAAUUGGAAUGUUUAAUGGGAAACUUAUGGUUUUGCUGCUGACACACAACGAUACACUUGAAGAUGUCGACAGCAACUCCAAGUCGAUCUGACGACGGGCACGGCCUAGUUACGCCGGAGAUGCGGCGGGCGGUUUGUGGAUACGAGAUGAGUUGCCCAUUGAUUGGGUUGCGUCGAAACGACACGGUGUAAAUGGAAGAAAAAUUCGUCCUCUAGGAAAAACAAAACCAGAUUCGAUACUCUUGUGGCCGUAGGUAAAAGCGUAGCAUAUGAGUGCAUUGUAUUAUAUGUAGCUUAAAAUUAAAACUGACUAUAAAGAAUCGAUAACGAUGAUUGGAAAAGGUAGACAGACCGUUAAACGAAGAAAUACGGCGACAGCGCAGACAGCAAACAGAAACAUAAUAGAGAUUGUCCAUAGUGUACGAUGCCCACGCAAACAGUUCAGUUUUCUCGACGAAGAGAACGCAAAACACACCCUACACCGUACAUAUUUUCUUACACACACAAACACAUUUGUUAUGGUUUAUUGUUCUGUUGUCAUAUUGUUCAUUGUCAUAUAAACGGGUUAUGUUUUAUCUCUAGCAUGUGGCAGUAGCAUUGUAGAAAAUAAUCCACAUUAAGAGAUGCAAUGCUUAGGGCUCCUUGCGCACCAUCCUUCUCGCAAACGGGGGAAAGCAAAGGCGGACGAUGAUAAAGUGUUAAAACAAAAUAAUAAAAUAGAGACUACCCUCCAGAAACAAUAAAACGAUAGAAAGUGACAAACACGCGUAAGCUUUUUUUAAAGCAAAGAUGUGCUGUGUAGACCCAACAGACACAGCGGAGCAAUUUCCGUUUGUUAUUCAUACCGUUAGUAAGCAUCGUAACUCGACUAGAGCAGAAGCAGAAUAAGGGAUUAGCAGUAGCAAAGAAUGAAACGAUAUAUGGUGUCAAUAGUGUUCUUCCUCUGAACGGAGCGUUCCGUUAGGUUGGCUAACCAAAUUAUGGUUACAGUUAAGUUCCUGUUUUGUGAAUUCUGUCUUCGUCCUGGGUUAUUCUUCUCUCCGUGUGAAACUCUCCAAGCAUAAUACUUUCACACCCGUAUGCGGAGCACCGGAAUCCAGCAGUGACAAUAUUUGCUUUUGUUAUACUUGCAGUUUUCCUUGUGUUUCAGAAUUCCCUUCGCUUUAUUGUACUGUUUACGUAAUAGAUUUAUACUGAUUAUAAACGUAAUUCUUCCAGCUGUCUCCCCUUUGAAUUGAAUCUGUUGAGGGAUAGUAAGGCCGAAUAGUUGAAGUAAUAUGCGUCACCCCUGUGGGAGAAAAGCUGCUCCAGUACAGUGCAAAACAGAAUAAAGUAAAUCAUAACACAAGUCCUAAAAGAACAUUAUGGCAUACAACCAACUAUUGUGCGUAUGCCGUGCAGGGGAGUUCCAAUCAACAAUACCUAUUAUCAAAAUACAUAUAGCGACUAAUUGUGUAAUACCGGCAAUAAUGGUAAACUCGUUGAUGCGUUGUGUAGUGGACUUGGUUGCUGCACUAGCUGAAAACAAUACAGGUGUGUCGAAGGCGUUAGGCAAAAAACGAACCGAACGAAGCGAAACAAAUCAAAGGAUACAUACAUCCUAACACAUACCUGGUCAUGUGUGAGCGUGUGUGUUUGUCACAAAUCAACAGGUGACAUUGUCAGUGCAAAUGUGGGCGAAUGCCGCGGCAGUAUUUAGAGCCUCCAUCAUGUUCCACACACGUGUGCUAGAGAACAGAGUAGCGCCUCGGUGCGAAAAUAAUCAAAUUAGACACAGAUCAAAAGGAGAACCGUGCUUGUGCGAACGACGAAGGCACCCGACAUUGCACUAUUACGUAGAUCCCAAACAAAAGGCAUCUUUAUCCAUCCCUCCCCGGACAGAUUGCAUUAGCGCCGCGCACCCACGUGAACCGAAGAAAUAAUGGCAGAAAAAAUACAACUGAUAUGUGUACAAACUGUAAAACAAGAUUUAAAAAAGGAAUAUAUACAUGCAAAACCACUAUAUUAUAUAUACAAGCAUAUAUAAUGGUAUAUA